Molecule: messenger RNA, 441 nt
Organism: Cannabis sativa
Lineage: Eukaryota; Viridiplantae; Streptophyta; Magnoliopsida; Rosales; Cannabaceae
Product: protein SEED AND ROOT HAIR PROTECTIVE PROTEIN-like
Exons: 2
Coding region: 1-441 (146 amino acids)
Source: RefSeq, a predicted model, not a curated record
AUGGAGGCGGUGGAAAUUUCAGAAAUGGGAGAAGGGGAAAGGAGGAGCGGUUUGGGGAAUUUUUUGAAAGAAAAUGGAAAAAUGGGGAUGAGGGGAGCUUUGGCUAGGAUUACAUGCAUAGCAGAAGAUGAGAAUGGGUACGAGAGAACUCCAUUCUCCAUGGUGAGCCAUAAAAGUAAUGAAAAUGGUUUCUUCAUGGCAACAUUUUUAGUGUCGGAUGUACUUGGUUCAGAUGUUAAUGAUAUGUUGAAACUCAAAGAGUGCAAAGUUUUCCUUGAAGGUUGUCCAAUGGAGGCUGCUUGUAAAAUUGCUAGUGAUGUUAACAAUGGAGUCAGUGGAGCCCCACUCUCUUCAUAUCGCUUCCUUCCUCAGAAGGUUAUGGCUCUGUACACAGUUGGACCUUUCAUCUAUACCUCUAACCACCCUGAUGACCAUUACUAA